Oryza sativa Japonica Group (Japanese rice) is the source of this 988-nucleotide messenger RNA. The record is from RefSeq and is a predicted model, not a curated record. NCBI's taxonomy places the organism in Eukaryota, Viridiplantae, Streptophyta, Magnoliopsida, Poales, Poaceae.
CCAAUCCCAUCGCCACAGCCAGUGCAAAUCUGAUCGAUCAAGAUAAUCGAGCAAAAUCCAUCAGAGUUCUAACAUUCGCGCGUGAAUUUCGAGGUUAAUUUUUGAAGCUUAGGAUCAAUGGCUUCCCACCAGGACCAGGCUAGCUACCGCGCCGGCGAGACCAAGGCCCACACCGAGGAGAAGGCGGGGCAGGUGAUGGGGGCGAGCAAGGACAAGGCGAGCGAGGCGAAGGACAGGGCGUCGGAGGCGGCGGGGCACGCCGCCGGCAAGGGGCAGGAUACCAAGGAGGCGACGAAGGAGAAGGCGCAGGCGGCGAAGGAGAGGGCGUCGGAGACGGCGCAGGCGGCGAAGGACAAGACCUCCAGCACGUCGCAGGCGGCGAGGGACAAAGCCGCCGAGAGCAAGGACCAGACCGGCGGCUUCCUCGGCGAGAAGACCGAGCAGGCCAAGCAGAAGGCCGCCGAGACCGCUGGCGCCGCCAAGCAGAAGACCGCCGAGACGGCGCAGUACACCAAGGACUCUGCCAUCGCCGGCAAGGACAAGACCGGCAGCGUCCUCCAACAGGCGAGUGAGCAGGUGAAGAGCACGGUGGUCGGCGCCAAGGACGCGGUGAUGAGCACGCUGGGGAUGACCGAAGACGAGGCCGGCACCGACGACGGCGCCAACAAGGACACCUCUGCCACCGCCGCCGCCACGGAGACGACGGCGAGGGAUCACUAGACGCCGUGAAUGAUUUCCCUUUGGGUCUAUUUAUGUAUGUUUUCACUUCAAAUUCGGUGCAAGUUUGAAUUUGUUUUUGUGUCGUUUUGAGUCUGUAUCGAUGCUGUAUGAAGUGGUGGUCGUCGCAGGGGAGGAUUUCUGACGGGUGUGGGUGAUGUGUACUGAUGAUGUUCAGUUGUUUUCGUCAGAGUUUCUCGUCUGUGUUCUGUUUAUUAUGGCGUAACAAUAAUAAAAGUUUGGGCCUAAAGCCCGCAUUUGUGGUUUAUCA